This is a messenger RNA of Fraxinus pennsylvanica, 402 nucleotides long. Lineage: Eukaryota; Viridiplantae; Streptophyta; Magnoliopsida; Lamiales; Oleaceae. The record is from the annotation of a GenBank genome assembly.
AUGCACCUUACUGUCUCUUCUGGAUGGUACCCUUCUAGGCAUAUUGGGCAAGCAGUACUCUCAGACCCUGAAAUGCUUUGGCCUUCAUUCAGUACUACUAAUUCUGUACAAGACUUAAUUUUGGAGUCAUUGAGGCCUACUGGUACAGUACUGGUGGUUUGUGGCGGCACUAUGCCGGGAAACAUGUUGGCUUGUGGUGGCGCUCCAGUUUCAAAAAGUUCAUAUUUCUUUCUUACCAAGUUGCACAACUGCAUGCAAGUUGCUAGGCAGCAAAAUGUGGAGAUUAUAACAAUCCCUGGCAUACUGAUGGCUAGUGUAAGAAUUUUCGAUAGCUUACUCUGCGAUUCAUCUGUUCAUGUAGAUUCAAUGAAUUUAAAAUUUACAGGUACUACUACUCGAUAA